AUGUCGGAGGACCGGGCACCCCCGAACGAUUGGGACAGCGAUGCCAGCGACGAAGAUACUGCGUCGCGCGUCAGCUCCAAGAGGAAGCGCCCUCCUGUGUCCGUCUCAUGUGAGCUCUGCAAGCAGCGCAAGGUCAAGUGUGAUCGCGGGCAGCCAUCGUGCGGUUGGUGCACCCGCAACGGCGCAACAUGCGAGUACAAAGAACGACGCAAGCCUGGCCUGAGGGCCGGCUAUGGGAGGGAGCUCGAGCAGAGGCUCGAUAAGCUUGAGCAGAUCCUCAGGUCCCACUCGGAGAUCCUCCAGGCCUCUCUGUCGAACCAGGGCAGCUCGACAUCGCCAAACCACCACAUGAGCUCUGCUCACAACAACCCACUCGCCUCCAGCCUCAACACCAUUUCGCCCAACAACAAUAGCCAUGGCAAUGCCAUGUCUCACCACGGCAGUCUACCAAGCGACAAUGGCACACCACGAGACCCCGUGUUCCGACCCCCAGAGCACCUCCGAACGCCCCAGGCGGAAACAGCCCUGUUUCUGCAUAAGCCGUCGAGCUUCACGCCAGCUUCGCAGGAUUUUGGCGUCCAUGUAGCACAGACGCCCGGCGUCGAGGGCUUCCACAAUGCUUCCAUUUCUGGCAUGUCAGCCCCGUCCCAAAUGCAAGGUCCGGUCAAUACGCACUCGCCGACAGUGCCCAUCCCCCAUGUCGGGGCCCCCGCGGCCUUGGAUCAGGAGAUGCCGCCUUACGACCUACUGUAUGCUCUGGUCGACCUCUACUUCAAGCACAUUAAUACGUGGUGCCCCAUACUACACCGCAAAACGACUCUGGACUCACUGUUCGGCCCCUCGACACUGCAGGAGACGGACAGGAUUCUGCUCCACGCCAUCGUGGCCACCACAAUGCGCUACUCUAACGAUGGCAGACUGACCGAGGAGAGACGACGCCACUAUCAUCAGGUGUCGAAAAAUAGGGUUCUCCUCUAUGGCAUGGAGAACGCCUCGGUCAAGGCAUUACAGGCCCUCCUGAUCCUCGCCUUGGAUCUCUGUGGUGACAGCAAUGGCCCGCCGGGCUGGAACAUUAUGGCAUUGAUCACCCGAUCGGUGGUGCAGCUCGGCUUGGCUGUCGAAGCCACAUCCUCCAGUGUGUCUCCAAACAUUACUUCGAUAUACACCCUCCGAGCAAUGGUGCUGCCGGACUCCAAGGACUUCAUCGAUGAAGAAGCUCGCAGGCGCCUGUUCUGGAUGAUCUACAUGCUCGACCGAUAUGCAACCAUUGCGACUGCCUUUGAGUUUGCGUUGGACGACAAGGAGAUUGACAGAACGCUACCUUGCCGCGACGACUUGUGGAUCAAGAACCAAAAGGUAGAGACCCGCUGGUUCAAGACCAAGGACCACCACGACGAGUCGGGCGAGUACGGCGUCAACAAGCCCGAGAACAUUGGCGCCUUUGGGUUUCAUUGCGAGAUCCUCAACAUCCUCGGUCAGAUCCACAACUUCCUCAAGCAACCGGUGGACAUUAGCGCGUUGAGCGAUGUGGAGCAGUGGCAGAUGCGGUACAAGGAGCUGGACAACAUGCUCACCUCAUACAAGUUCUCCCUGCCCAACGAGUACGGCAACAUGGCCAAGCUCUUCCAGCCGGGCAGUAAGAACCUAAAUUGCGGCUGGGUCAUGCUGCACGCAACAUACCACUUUGCCGUCAUCAGGCUACACUCUUCGGCAGCCUACCCCACCACCCGAUCGCCCAUCUUCACCCCAUCCUACAGCGCGUCCCAGCGGUGCCACGGGGCGGUCGAGAACAUCGCGGCUCUAGGAGAGUUUGUGAUCAACAACGGCCUCGUGAACAAACUCGGGCCGCCCUUUGCCUUCACGCUCUGGGUAGCGGCCCGGUUGCUGCUGGUCCACGGGUCCACGGUCGAGCACAAGCUGUCGCCCCAAAUCUCCUUCUUCGUCGAGACCCUGCGCGAGAUGGGUCGCUACUGGCCCGUGGCCGCGCGGUACUGCGAGCUCCUCUCUCGGGUCCUGGACGAGCACCGGGACAGCGAGCACAAGGGCGACGGCGUGACGCCGAGCUCGGUCAAGAUCCUCGCCGACAUGCGCCGCACAGCCUUCGACCUCGAUUUUCUCAUCUCUCGUCAGCCCAAGGCCGGUGGGGCGGCCGGCGGCUCGAUGAACCCCAGUCGGCUCCCGAGCGUGACGCCCGCGAGGACGCCCGCGCCAAACGAGCUGGAGUAUCUCGAUGUCUUUGACUUUUUCAACUUUCCCAGGCUUCCCGCCGGCGGGGAGAACAUCGUCUCCAACGGGAAUGGAAACAACACCCAGACACCGGCGCCGGGGGACGAGAUGGACCCUGGAGGCAACGGCCAGGGCUUGGCGAACGAGUUCAACAUUACGAAUUUCACGGUGGAUGCAAACAGCGACUGGCUGUUUAAACAGGAUUCCAUGAAUGGCAAGUUCAUGUCAUAG
Emericellopsis cladophorae is the source of this 2457-nucleotide messenger RNA. Its product is annotated as putative transcriptional regulatory protein-like protein. Lineage: Eukaryota; Fungi; Ascomycota; Sordariomycetes; Hypocreales; Bionectriaceae. Bases 1 to 2457 code for a protein of 818 amino acids. Gene Ontology annotation, molecular function: DNA binding; zinc ion binding; DNA-binding transcription factor activity, RNA polymerase II-specific. Gene Ontology annotation, biological process: DNA-templated transcription; regulation of DNA-templated transcription. Gene Ontology annotation, cellular component: nucleus. The record is from RefSeq and is a predicted model, not a curated record. The transcript is spliced from 3 exons.